Chelonia mydas (Green sea turtle) is the source of this 1413-nucleotide messenger RNA. RefSeq names its product N-formyl peptide receptor 3. Gene Ontology annotation, cellular component: plasma membrane. The record is from RefSeq and is a predicted model, not a curated record. The transcript has a single exon. NCBI's taxonomy places the organism in Eukaryota, Metazoa, Chordata, Testudines, Cheloniidae. Gene Ontology annotation, biological process: inflammatory response; positive regulation of cytosolic calcium ion concentration; complement receptor mediated signaling pathway. Gene Ontology annotation, molecular function: G protein-coupled receptor activity; complement receptor activity.
UUUCCAUGCAGGGGUGGGGGGGUGUUCAGUGGGGAUUUUAACUGCCCGGCUCCAAUAACUCAUGCCCCCCCCACUCCAAAAAUGGCCUAAACCACACAAAAACUCCACUUCAAAAUGAACGUGGGCAGGAGAAGAAUCACUUUCAAAAAUUCCAUUACCUAAAAAAUAAAUGCGGGUGGGGGGAAAUGAUCUUUUUUUUUUUUUUUAAACCAAGACGGGAAUAACCAGCUCCUUUGGGAAACUAACAGCAAGAAUAUUAUUAGGCAAUUUUAGUGAGUAUUCGUCAGGGGUCUCUCAUGUCUCUGUCUCUGCAUCCUGGUCACCCCCAUUGUCCACCUCCCCUUGCCUAGAAAUCCAACUUUUCAGCAAGAAGCAAAGGGGUGUGUUUUUUAAACAUUUGGUUGAGUAGAAACCAAACUCUGUCCAUGUCCCCUCCUGGUGCCCGUUUCAUUGCUUUUCCUUCCUUUGCUCAGUACAAAAUCUGCACGGCUCCCGCCAAGCCCUGAGGAGGAGGAGGGGAAGAUUGUGACUGAAACUCUUCCAAGAAUGGUGUUAUUCCCAACCCUCUUCCUGGUGCUGUGUGGCGUGGCCUUCCUUGCCAGGGUGCCGUUGAAUGGCUACGUCCUUCUCAUCGCUGGCUGCCAUGUGGAGAGGACGGCCAGUACCGUGUGGUUCUGGAACCGGGCCAUGACCGAUUUCAUCUUUAUCGUCUUCCUGCCUCUCCGAUUCAUUUCCAUUUUCAUCCUCGACUUAGACUGGGCCAAGAGUCUGAGCAACACCGUCUCCUCCUUCCACAUGUUCUCCAGCGCCUUCCUCCUCACAGCCCUUAGUGUCGAUCGCUGCAUCCUCGUGGCACGCCCUGCAUGGGCCCGGAACCACUGCACACCCCCACUAUCUUUCAGGAUGGUUGUGGGCUUGUGGGCCCUGUCUGUUGGUUUCAGCUUGAGGUAUGGUGAUCUCUGGGAAUCCCUGCUCUCACCUGCCAACACCAGCAUGUAUUUCUGACUGGAGAAAGAGAGGGUGAAGGCCGCCGUUACGAUCCAGUUCCUGGUCGGGUUUCUGAUCCCAUUAGCCUUGAUCCUGAUCCCAAAAUUCUACAUUGUUCUAGCUGCCAAGCUGAGAAGGAACAGGCUGAUCCAGUCCACCACGCCACUCAGGAUCCUUCUUGGCUUGAUCCCGACCUUUUUCCUCUGCUGGCUGCCGUAUCACGUCUUCUCCUUCCUGCAGAUCUCAGCUAAGUACCUUCUGCCUCUUCUGAACAUAGGAAGCACUUUUGCUUGGGUCCUGACAUAUUUCAGCAGCUGCCUCAACCCCAUCUUCUACCUCACCAUGGAGGAAGAGUUUCUGAGGUAGUGGCAACGUGCACGCAACCCCCAAACCACUGACAAUUCGGGGCCAGAGCUGGCUGAAUAG